AUGUUCCGGUCCAAACGGGCAGGGCUUGUGCGGCGCCUUUGGAGAAGCCGGCUCCUCCCCGACGGUGGUGGCGGCGGCGGAGGAGAUGCGGGCAAGAGCAGCAGCCUCCUCGGGCAGAGCCAGGAGCCCGGGAGCGGGAGCGAGGCCAGGCGGCCGGGGACCUGCGGAGGCGCCGUCGAGGAGCCGGCGGCGGGAUCCACGGUGCGCGGCGACGGCAGCGGCGGCGGCGACCUCCUGGCGGCGGAGGAGGCGGCCGAGGCAGCGGCGCAGGAGGCGGAGAAGGAAGCCGGCGGGUGGGCUCCGGAGAGCGAGGCCCAGACGGUCGGCUGCUGCCUCUUCAAGGAGCGGCCCUUGGACGGCGCCUCCUGCCUCGACGGCCGCUCCCGCCUGACUGCGGCGCCGCCGCCGCCGCCGCUGGAGCAGGAGCUGAAGAGCCUCACCUACUCGCUCCUCAAGCGCCUCAAGGAGCGCGCCCUCGACAGCCUGCUGGAGGCCGUCGAGUCCCGCGGAGGGCUGCCCAGCGCCUGCGUCCUGGUCUCCCGGGCCGAGCUGGAGGUCAGGCUGGGCGGCCGGCCGGCCCCGCCGCAGCUGCUCCUGGGCAAACUCUUCCGCUGGCCGGACCUCCAGGGCCCCGCCGAGCUGAAGCCGCUGUGCGAGUGCCGGCGCUUCGGCCUCCCCGACGGGCCCACCGUCUGCUGCAACCCCUACCACUUCAGCCGGCUGUGCGGCUCAGAAUCACCUCCACCUCCUUAUUCCCGGCUGUCUCCAAAGGAUGAGCAAAAGCCAUUGAACCUUUCAAAUUCCACAUUGUCCUACACUGAAACGGAGGCUACAAAUUCACCCAACAUCAUCGCCAGAGACUUUUCUGAUGCCAGCAUGUCGCCCGAUGCCACGAAGCACAGCCACUGGUGCAACGUGGCCUACUGGGAGCAUCGGACCCGUGUGGGUCGCCUCUACACAGUGUACGAACAGUCCGUCAGUAUAUUUUAUGACCUACCUCAAGGAAACGGCUUCUGCCUCGGACAGCUCAUCCCGGAGAACAGGAACGAGACGGUGCAGAGGACUAGGAACAAGAUCGGCUACGGGAUUUUGCUCAGCAAAGAAGCGGACGGCGUGUGGGCUUACAACCGAAGCGAGCACCCGAUCUUCGUCAAUUCCCCAACGCUGGACAUUCCCAGCUGUAGGACCUUAAUUGUGCACAAAGUGAUGCCUGGGUAUUCGAUCAAGGCCUUUGACUACGAGAAAUCCUGCCUCUUGAACCAUGCCCCUGACUUGGACUACCCAGAUGGACCCUACGACCCGAACAGCGUCCGGAUCAGCUUUGCGAAAGGCUGGGGGCCCUGUUACUCCAGGCAAUUUAUCACCUCUUGUCCCUGCUGGCUAGAAAUUUUGCUCAACAUAAACAACAGGUAGCUGUUGCAUGCUGAGGAGCGAAGCCCCGAGGACCCCAAAUAUCAUCUACCUAGAUUUAAUAUAAAGUUUUAUAUAUAUAUAUAUAUAUAAAUAUAUAUAUUAUACUUGUAAUUAUGGAGUCAUUUUUAUAAUGUCAUUAUUUAUGUACGGUGCAAUGUGUAUAUGGACAAAAAAUGGAAAAUGCACUUUGGCUAAAAGUCUUUCAGUAGUACAGUUGUUGUUUUUAAAAAAAAAUGAUGGAAAAAAAUAUACAGCAAAUAUUGGAGUAUUACCAGGAUUUUGGCUGUAUAGUUUUUUGUUUUUUUUUAUAGUAAUAUCCAGGCCAAAAACUAG
Messenger RNA from Pseudonaja textilis, 1746 nucleotides. It is a transcript of the gene SMAD6, whose product is annotated as SMAD family member 6. Gene Ontology annotation, biological process: cell differentiation; anatomical structure morphogenesis; BMP signaling pathway. NCBI's taxonomy places the organism in Eukaryota, Metazoa, Chordata, Lepidosauria, Squamata, Elapidae. Gene Ontology annotation, cellular component: heteromeric SMAD protein complex. The record is from RefSeq and is a predicted model, not a curated record. Gene Ontology annotation, molecular function: transcription regulator inhibitor activity; I-SMAD binding.